AGUUGUGGCUUGUUUCUGCCAGUCGUGCUUUCUUUAGGUUCAAGAUCGAGGGUGGCCGUUAAAGCGGCACCCGACUGCGCCCGGGGACCCGACUCUUCCCGCGCCCGCUCCAGCGCUGGGCAAUGCAGCGUCCGUGCUGGGCACGGCGCCAUCUCGGUCCUCCGGCCGCGAGAGGCGCAGCGAGCCAGGCUGGGGGAAGCGGGAGGAGGAGGAGGCGGAGGAGGCGGAGAUGGGUGAUGAAGAGGGCUGGAGAAGAGCCGUGAAAGCAGCCAAGGCUGGAUCCGCGCUGAACUGUUCAGGCAGCUGCUCCUCCUCGCUGGCCAUGGCUGUGAAAGACCCCCUGGCAAUUGAAAGAGCAAAUCUAUUGAACAUGGCUAAACUGAGUAUAAAGGGACUCAUUGAAUCUGCUCUAAGCUUUGGGCGAACUCUUGAUUCUGAUUAUCCACCUCUCCAGCAGUUUUUUGUUGUCAUGGAACACUGCCUCAAACACGGCCUGAAAGUAAAAAAAUCUUUUCUAAGUUAUAAUAAAACCAUAUGGGGCCCUCUGGAACUUGUAGAGAAAUUGUAUCCAGAAGCUGAGGAGAUUGCUGCUAGCGUUAGAGAUUUACCUGGUCUCAAAACUUCCUUAGGACGUGCUCGGGCUUGGUUACGUCUGGCACUUAUGCAAAAAAAGAUGGCUGACUAUCUACGUUGUCUCAUCCUUCGGAAAGAUCUCCUCGGUGAAUUUUAUGAACACCAUGCAGUGAUGAUGGAAGAAGAAGGAGCUGUCAUUGUUGGAUUGCUUGUUGGGUUAAAUGUCAUUGAUGCAAACUUGUGUAUUAAAGGAGAAGAUUUGGAUUCACAAGUUGGUGUAAUUGAUUUCUCCAUGUAUCUAAAGAGUGAAGAUGACACUGAAGAUAAAGAAAGAAAUGACCAUAUCGCUGCAAUAUUGGAUCAGAAGAAUUACGUUGAAGAAUUAAACCGGCAAUUGAAUACAGUCAGCAGCCUCCAUACACGCGUCGAUUCACUAGAGAAGUCAAACACUAAAUUAAUCGAAGAGUUGGCGAUAGCUAAAAACAACAUAAUAAAACUACAAGAAGAAAACCAUCAUUUAAGAAGUGAAAACACACUCAUUUUAAUGAAAACACAGCAUCAUCUGGAGAUGAAUAAAGUAGAUGCCGAAGCAGAACUUCAGACAUAUAAACAUUCCCGACAAAGCCUGGAUGAAAUGUAUAAUGAAGCACACAGACAGCUUCGAGAAGAAUCACAGUUAAGACAAGAUAUAGAGAAUGAAUUGAUGGUCCAGGUUGGUAUGAAGCAUGAGAUAGAACUUGCCAUGAAGUUAUUGGAGAAAGAUAUACAUGAAAAGCAAGAUACUCUUAUAAAUCUGCGGCUACAGCUGGAGGAAGUCAAAGUGAUCAAUACAGAAAUGUAUCAAAAACUGCAGUUUUCAGAGGAAGCCAUGAAAGAAAAGAAUGAAAUAAUUGGUCGCCUGGAGGAUAAAACUAGUGAAAUUACUGCAACUAUGAAGCAUCUGGAACAAAGAUUGCAGCAAGCAGAGAAGGCUCACAUGGAAGCAGACAGUGAGGACAAGAAAGUUAAACAAGAUUAUAUGAAUAAAUCUGAAACUCUUCAGAAAGAAAUUGCCCAAAAGGAAAACCAAGUGUGUCAGCUGGAGACAGAUUUGAAAAUAGAAAGAGAAUGGAGACAAACCAUGGAGGAGGACCUUAAAAAGGAAAAAGAGACUACAUGCUUUCUCCAAACAGAGACGCAGCAAAUCAUUACACUUAAAAAAGAAUUCCUAAAGUUGCAGGGAAAAAACAAGCAAUUGAGAAAUCUUUGUCAUGAUCAAGAAGAAGCUCUCCAAGAGCUAGCCGGCAAACUUAGCGAAUCAAAGCUUAAAAUAGAAGACAUAAAAGAAGCAAACAAAACACUUCAGGGCCUGGUCUGGUUGAAGGACAAAGAAGCUACUCACUGCAAAUUAUGUGAAAAAGAAUUUUCUCUUUCCAAGAGGAAGCAUCAUUGUAGAAACUGUGGUGAAAUUUUCUGCAAUGCCUGCUCUGACAACGAGUUGCCUUUGCCGUCUUCACCAAAGCCUGUUCGCGUCUGCGACUCCUGUCAUGCGCUACUCAUACAAAGGUGUUCUUCCAAUAUACCCUGAGUCUUCUGCAGAUGUUAUAAGACGUUCACUAGGAGGACGAGCGCUGUUGUGUUGGCUGCUUAUAUAUAUUACUGCAAUUCCGGCUUAAUGCCCUUAAUGUCAAAAUUGUGCCAUUGUUCUUGCAAUACCAGAAUCAGUCUCGUUUUGUACAGUGGCUCUGAGGCAAUGACUGAAAUGCAUCUGCUUUGCAGUUCUGCUUCUGCUGUUUUAUGUUGCAGAUGUGCUAUUCUAGUAUGUGGGGCAGGACUGACCUUGUAAUGAAAGCUUUAUGCUGAGAACAGGGAAGCCAAGGAACUGAAAUUGGAGCUGGAUAAUGUUACACGUCAACUGCACGAUUUGUGUAGUUUGGCGUCCUCCCUGAUACUUCCACUGAAAAACCAUUGUAGCUUACAGGUGGGCAAAGUUGAAUUAGGCAAAUUAUAAACAAAUAUAUACUUGUUUGGGGGGGCAGAACUCAAGUUUAUUUUCUUGGGUGUUUCUACACAACCCUUUCAAGUUGGCCUCUGAUUCCAGCUUCUGAGCAACAGUUUGUGCAGGUUUAUAUUGAAUCUAGUAGGUGGGAGUUGGAGGAUCUAGUUUAGCAAGAUGAUGGAAGGGUUUGCUUCUCAUGGAUGGACAGAUUUGUGUUCAGGGUCCAUCUAGAAUAGACAACUCAGGGCUGAAAGAUUUCCAUUCAGAGAUUCAGAUGGAGAAAGGUUAGGGAGAGAAAGAUAUCUUACAGUCUUAAACCUCUGGAAUCAAAAUCCAUGAUUAACUCCCCCAAUUGGUUAACAUGCAGCACUUACACUAGUUGCAAAAUAAUCCUUUAUAUAUCAAGGAAGGGUAACAAGCACACUUGAGGAUGUCUCUUUCCUAUACAGUGUUUGUCAGACAAGUGAUGCCACAUAAAAAGAUGGCCAGAGUAGUAACUUUAGAUGAAUUCUCCAUAUAUUGUACAAGAUUGGUUGGGGUAGACUUGCAAAAAGAAUGUAUCUUAAAAAUUGUCUUUAGCUAGCUGGACUUCUUAUAUAAAUAGAGCUUUUAUAUAUACGCACAAACUAUUUGCACUUUUUUUAAAAUGUAAACUUAAGUUAUUCAAAAUGAUCUAUAAGGAAUAAAAAUUACAAACUAGCAGAUUGCCAAAUGAAUUGUUAACAGAACAGGCCAGGAUAGUGUUGCUUUUAUUUGUCCUGUAGGAAAGUGAGAUUACUUAUUUAAGUCAUUUUUGGGGGGAAACCACUGUAUCUAAUUAACAAUUUUACUUGAAAAGUAGAGGAUGUAAUAAAAAGAAAUGGUAGUCUUGUACUGAUGGGUUAUUUUUAAUAAAUGUUUUUAAUGUGAAAGCAUUACCUAUUCAAAAGUUACAAUGCAUUUUUUUCCAUUGGAUUGAUCUAAAAAUCAACCACUCCUUUUUGAAUCUUCUUUUUGAUUCUGCUUCUACAACCGGGUGCCUUCCAGAUUUAUUAAAAAAGAUGGAAUUGCAAUAUAAGAUCAGUACAAGAUCCAUGAACGACAGAUAUAACUACUGAGGUCAAUAGAAUUUGCUGCAGUGAUGUGCUGUUCUGUAAUUUUAAUUAGCGUUCAGUAUUUAAGGGAUACGAACUAAAACAGAUUUGAGAUAGUACAAGAAAUUACUGGGGAACUCCUUGUCUAACAGCUGUUGGCAGUAGAGUCAGGCAACCACAUGAAUUGGUGAGUUCUCAUUUAUGAGAGGCUGGAUGCUUAGUACUGGUUGAGAAAUUCUGGGAGUUGAAGGUCAUGCGUCCCAGUUGCUGAGGCCAAGAAAAUUCUACUGGAUCAUUCAGUGAGCAGGACUCGUUUCCAACCUGAUAAUUCUGAAAUUCUUGUAUCAAAAUGUCAAAGUAAGCCUUAACCGUACAACCGAUUUUCAGUUACAAGCUCAUGAGUUAUUAAGUAACUUUAACACAUGAUCGAUAAAAGAUUCCCCCCCCCCCCAAAAAAUCCUGUAUCAGCUCUGAGAAGGUUGAAUUUUAUUGCUUAAUCAGCAGGGCAGAUUUAAUCCCUAAAUUGUGCUUUGGACAUGACACCUGUCACUAACAGUUCUUUAAGUAUAUUCUCUGAUGGGUUUGCAAGGAAGCUGCAAUCCUGAGAAAAGACACAUAUAUACUUAAUAAUUGCAAACAGGCUCUGAAAUAUUUGGGGAGCUAAAUCCCAAAAGAGCAAUUUUAUUGGCUAUGAAAUAAGCCCCCUUCAAUUUCAGGUGACAAAUUUGGUUCCAAACUCAAAACUAUCCAGCCUUUAGAGCAGUGGUUCUCAACCUUUCUAAUGCCGUGACCCCAUAAUACAGUUCCCCAUGUUGUGGUGACCCCCAAGUGGGUGUGGCCACCAAUAAGAGGGAGUAGGACAGCUAGGGAAAAGGGAAAAAAUGGCGGACAGCCUUGUUUGGCGACCCCCGUGAAAUGGUCGUUCGACCCCAAAUGGGGUCCCGACCCACAGGUUGAGAACCACUGCUUUAGAGAAACGUCAGCUUGGAAUCUUCAUCAAAUUUCAUGUGAUUAUCCAUUUCUUAUGUACACAUAUUUUCUAAGAACAAGCUAUUAAUUUCUGUGGUGGAAAUAUGCCAAGAUUUUAAAUUGACAUAUGUGUAUUUGGUAAUAUUUUGGAAGAUAUUUUUUUUAAAGAAAGCACAGCUUCAGAGUUGACUACUAUGGAUUCUCAAUUCAAUAUCUGAAAAUCCUUGAAUCCGAGAGUCCUUAAUGACAUCAAGCAAUGCAUUCCGGGUCUAGACUUAUGGAGGGGAGCAGAAUUUCUUACUGGUGUUUAACAUUAGCCUUUGGAACAGAGCGUUAUUUACACAACAUUCUCAACUCUCCUUCACAGAUAGUUUUAGGCUUUCUAGGCUUCAUGCCAAGUCAUCAAGGUGUCUGGAAAGGAGCCAUAGCAACCUUUUCUUCCCUUAAAGCAGGGGUCUGCAACCUUGACAACUUUAAGACUUGUGGACUUCAGCUCCCAGAAGUCUUAAAGUUGUCAAGGUUGCAGACCCCUGCCUUGAAGAAUUGCUUGGAGGGUGGCAUUCACUCACCAUCAACACAUACUAUUGUGCCAUACAUGACGCUCUGAAUGAAUAUCACUCUUUCUUGUAAUUUAUUCCAAUUGUAUCAUGGAACGUAUUAUACCGUCAGCUACUAAAUUUUUAGAAAUCUCAAAAGAAAGUAGUCACAAUUGGUCACAAUUGCUGAAGGAAACACUGGGGAACUAUAUAAUUAUAUCCAAUAAUUCUGAUACUGUUCCAGGUCAGAAAACGUGUUUUUGUAUUUUAGCAUUUUACUUUAUUAUGUGUUUGGUAUUUUACAUGAAAUUUUGGUCAAUGACCACCAAUAAAAUUUGAUUAAUUUAAAAUACAAGUGUUUGGAAAAACUAUUCAACUAUUUUCAGCUUGCCCUGGUGAAGCUAAAAAAAAAAAAAAA
Molecule: messenger RNA, 5547 nt
Organism: Crotalus tigris (Tiger rattlesnake)
Lineage: Eukaryota; Metazoa; Chordata; Lepidosauria; Squamata; Viperidae
Gene: RUFY2
Product: RUN and FYVE domain containing 2
Exons: 18
Coding region: 230-2140 (636 amino acids)
Cellular component (GO): cytoplasm
Molecular function (GO): metal ion binding
Source: RefSeq, a predicted model, not a curated record